UGCGACUGCAGCGUCCAAAUAUACUCGCUGCUUUGAAAGCUUUUACGCUUUUAAGUACCGCAGACAUUCCUGUCAGUCUAUUUUUCAGGUGGUUCGCUCAUGGAGGUCCUCAGCGUGGCAGUUCGAUAAUCCGAGGUAGACUACAGUGCAUCUCACUGAGAAGCACCCAGUGUUCAGCAGCAUUUAUUGCAGCCUAAAGAUGUGGAUACGUUAUCAACAGGGAACCUUCCCAUAUACACCAUCUAACCAUUGACUUAGCGAAGGAAGCUAAUAGUCUUGAAUCAUUAAGAGGCGUACAGUGAUAUCCCAGACUCAGCUUAGUCUUUUGGGUGAUCAGUUUGUAUCUGAUUCUACGAUGAUCGACAUGUGAACGGAGAAGAUUGUCAGUGUUCCAAUGUAGAAGAUGUCUUGCUAAACUGGUUACAGUGACAUGUGUUGGGACUUAAUGUGCAAGGUUCGUAAGCCUGGUCAUUUUGGGAUGAUCUCAAGUUUGGUUCACUGCAACUUUGUGCUUGAAAGUGUAGAAGAGGAGUGUAGUCAUCGAGAGUGGAAAUUGUUGCACCAGAUCUCUUGCAAAGACUUAGCGUAUAAUGUUUUUAUAACAUAAAAUGAGAAGUCUAACAACUGGAACCGUUGGAAAAGUUACAAGACAGUUUGCCAGUGUCACUCGUAAGAGAUGACCGAGCAUGUUAUCUUAUUUGAUCACCUUGAUAGUUUGUCCAUUACCGAGAGAGGAGUGCCAUGUUUCUACUGAAUCAACAUUUCCCUUCUUUUUUUUCUAAAGAUACGAAGCAGUGGUUUGAUAUUAAGUAAGUGAAAAUUGAUCAAGUUCAAGACAGGACUGCUUUGAGGCCCUAAAAUAGAUCUAAUUACGAAAAAAGAUCAGAGCCAUUUUAAGAGCAUUUAUACAUUUUUCUAAACAGCAUACUUGUCAUAAGAGUACUAAUGAAAGUUUAGUAGAUCGGCCAGGAUAGUAUUUGAGUUAAGGAUCUUCCGAGCCAAUCUAAGAGUAUCAAUCAUGCCCUGCUAUUGCAACUAUAUUUCUUAAUGCCACUACUGCAAGUCUGAAAAUAUUGUCAAUCAAAUUAGACUACAUGGAAGUGAAUUUUUACAACUUCUGUAAAGGAAAUAUACAUCUUUAUGUCUUAAGGAAGAACACAAGUUAAACGGUACAUGUAUGAUUUCAUCGAAAGGGAAAUUUCCUGCAAGGUACGAGUUUGUAAAAGGACUGGCUGUAGUGCGGAGUAACCAACACCCAAAGAAAUACUUUGCUACCAUCUUUCUACGAACCGAUGUUCAAAUCCUUGGGUAAACCCAGGACUUAACAGAAGGUAAAUUGACGCAGGAAGGAGAUACACUCAUGAUGAUGACGCAAUCUUGUUGCGAUAACAAGUCAUCAUUCUGAGAUAAAACACCAUUUUAAGUGCGUGAGCAUCUAGCAGGGGUACUAUAAAAAGAAACUGCGACGUUUCCGGAGCAGUGCCAAAGGGUACUACGUGGUGUGUGGAAAUGUGCGAAAGUGGUUACUGUUUUAUCGCGAGAGUGAGUUCAUUGACUGGAUCCUAGGAUGUAAAAAGUGUUUCUGCAUAUAGUGUAGCAGGGGAAGGGUCCAAUUCUGAAAAUUUCAUUGAGGAAUUGCUGUUUAAGCCAGUGUCUUAGGGAAGACUGUCAGAUUCAAGAUGAUAAACAAUCAGCCUAGAGUGAUCUUGAAUCCUGGGGAGGCCCAUAAUCACCAGCCAGUAUCAGCAAAACCUUCCGUGGUCUCUGUGUCUAGCAUAGACUCCGAUGUGAGCGACCGGAGGGACGUUAGGGAGGCACUCUAUUCCGGUAUCUUCAGGAGACACCGGAAGACCAUCUUGGUUCUAGGCAGCUUCCUGAAAAUGCUCAGGAAAUACUUCGAUAGAUUGCACGCUCUGAGCCGAGUAUUCGUUCUGAUUGCACUGCGACUUGAGCGCAUCAUAAGACCGGAGUAUUGUUAAAUCAAUCUAAGAAGUAGUUGCACUCUUUUACUGUGAGCCAUUGUUGCACACCUCUUGCCAAUGAACUCAAGGAAAUCCACGAAUCUCCUACAUGCUGUUAAACCAUCUACGUCGCAUUGUUACAUUGCUUAAAAUUAUUUAGUUCUAAGUUCACCGUUUACUAUAAGGAUGUAAUUCAUCGAAAGUGUAUUUUUCAUUGUUCCAAACCUAUUUGAUUUGAUCAUAUCAUUUAGUUCUACCGCUUAUUAAGGGAGAAAUUAUUUGUAUAAUAUAAUAUGGAUAAUGAAUAAUAAUUAAUGUAGAUCGAUUUUUAGUUUCGUAAAUUACUCGGUAAUUCAAUUACAUGUUUUCUUUUGUUUUAGUACGUAAUUUAGCGCAAAUUAUUUUUUUAUUAAGCUGCAAUAAAACAUCUCGGGUUUUUUGUGUUUAA
Molecule: messenger RNA, 2409 nt
Organism: Orussus abietinus
Lineage: Eukaryota; Metazoa; Arthropoda; Insecta; Hymenoptera; Orussidae
Exons: 3
Coding region: 1680-1979 (99 amino acids)
Source: RefSeq, a predicted model, not a curated record